Closterium sp. NIES-65 is the source of this 906-nucleotide messenger RNA. Lineage: Eukaryota; Viridiplantae; Streptophyta; Zygnematophyceae; Desmidiales; Closteriaceae. The record is from the annotation of a GenBank genome assembly.
AUGCCUCCGAAAACCUCUCGUGCUAAGGCGGUGGUCAAUGCUCCUGCUGGUGAUGGUGAUUCUGCAAGCAAGUCGACACCAAGCAAGGGGAAGGAAGUCAUUGACAACCUGUCGUCAGAAGCAGAAGUGACGGCAGGAAGCUCUGGUCUCACCAUUGAGGAAAAACUGCAAGUGCUGGCAUCGGUUGCUUCGGAUGACACAUUCAUUGAAGAUGACUCGGACGAAGAGCUUGACAUUGACACGACCAACAACGCUCACCCGCAUUUGCGCUUCACGGCUAUACUGCUCUUCCCGGUUAUCCCCUCUCGCGAGGUUGCUUCAGUGAUUCUGGCCGUGAGGAUGCUGAUGAAGCGUGUCUGGACUAACCUGCUCACUGAUGAUGUCCUCGCUUCGGUGAAGUUCCAAGAGCUGUCCCCCACGUGGGUCGCGAAGUCCCGCUACAGCCGGCUUCAGGUCUCCUUCCUGCACGAAUCUGACGCGGUGAAAAUCAAGCAAACGGCGGUGGAACACAAGCGUCAGAACGGAUUGACUCUUCACUGCUUCUGGCUGCACCAGGAGGAUGCUGCUUACCUUUGCAAGAAGGCUUCGGGGCCGCAGCUGCUGGAGGUUAAUUUCAAGGAUGUUCCAGCGGAUAUCCCGCCGGAGUUGGUCAAGGAGGUCAUGGUGGAUCACCCGCUCAGGAUGAGGAAGCAGUCUGCAUUUGCUGAAGGUCACUGCUUCCACCGCGUCCUUCACCCUGUCACCGGCGCUGACACUGAUCGGAUCAAGGGGCUGUCCUUCAUGGCUGCUGCGGAUCACAUCACGUCGGCAAGCCAUCUGCUGGGUCUGGAGAAGCUGGGUGCGGCCACUCGCCGUUCCCUGGAGAAGCUUGGUCUGCACGUCAUCCGGAAAGAGUACCAGAUCUGA